ACUAGCGCCGAUCCGCCAUUAUUACGUCCUGCAGCCAUCAAUCACGACCACGGCGGCUUUACCUCUGUUCAAUGCUGCAUCAGUACUCCGUACUGUUUCACUGUCAGACAAGCGGAUAUUGCUGUUGUAAGACCCCCUGUCUCUUUAUAUUACGAUUUAACAUCCUGAGUUCAUCCUCUAGCUGGGUUGUACGUCUUUUGUUCAUCCCUCUUCCUCGCCCUGCUCUUCCCCUCACUCCUCACUUGGCUCUGUAAUCAUGGCGGAGGAUAGUUCUAGAGGCGAGGAAUCGCCCAUCACCUUCCACGUCAAAUCUUCAAAUGAUAUAAAAUAUACUUUGACGCUCGACCCGUCGACCACUAUAGCCGAUCUGAAAGCUAAACUAGCUGGCCCCGACUAUGCUGAUGUGCCAGCAGAACGACAACGCCUGAUCUAUUCUGGUCGGGUGCUGAAAGAUGGCGAUACCCUAGCUACUCACAACGUUAAGGAUGGCCAUGCUAUUCACCUUGUUAGGAGCGCCGCGAGCAAUCAGCGCCCAGCCCCCCCAUCUCAAGGUGCCAGCGCUGCAGCGGGAGACCGAACCCGAUCACCGGGCGUGGCAAACGUGCCAACCAACAUCGCGGCCGGGACGGGAAAUAAUCCAUUAGCGGGACUUACAGGCGCAAGAUAUGCUGGGUUUGCGCAGUUGCCAGGUGCUGGUAUGUUUGGACCUGAUGGUGGUAUGGGCCCACCUCCAGAUUCGGAGGAAUUAAUUAGCAUGCUCGAAAAUCCGCAAUUCCAGUCUACGAUGAAUGAAGCGUUACAAAACCCUCAACUUCUUGACCUGAUGAUUCAGCAAAACCCGAUGUUGCGGGAGAUGGGCCCCGGGGUUCGCCAAAUGAUGCAAUCGCCGGCAUUUAGACGGAUAUUGACUGAUCCAAAUGCGAUCCGCCAAAUGACGCAGAUGCAAAGGGCCAUGGGCUUAGGUCGUGGCGGAGGGGCUGGAGUAGGUAGCGCAUUUCCCGCUCCAGGUGUAACAAACACAACCCCCGAGGAGAAUUUGGGUUCCCAGGAUAAUCAGAAUCCAUCUGCCCAUGCGUCCAACGAUGCCGCAAACAUGUUCAACUUGUUUGGCAUGCCGGGAGCUCAAGUUGGUGCUGCUAGCGGAAACCCAUUCGCCGCCCUCUUCGGUGCAACUCCACCAUUCGGCGCAACCACCCCUCCACAAGCACCAGCUGGCGACACUACAGGAACAGCUCGAGAGGGAUCUACGGGAGCCACUCCAACACCAAACCCAUUCGCAUCAUUAUUUAACCCUGCCCUCUUCGGCCAACCUCAAGCCAACCCGAACAACCAAAACCAGCAGCAGCAGCAGCAGCAGCAACCUCAAAACCCCUCCAACCCUUUCGCAAACAUUCAAAACAACCCAUUCCUCCAGGACCCUAAUUUGCUCUCUCAGAUGCUACAAGCACUAGGUGGCGGCCAAAACGCGCCUUCUUCCAAUGUAGACCCAGCCAACAAUCCCCUUGCGGCUUUGUUCGGGGGUGGAGGUGUUGGCAGCCCAGCGCCCCCGGAUACCCGGCCGCCGGAAGAAAGAUAUGCAGAGCAACUGAGACAACUGAAUGAUAUGGGCUUUUACGAAUUCGAGCGGAAUAUUGAGGCUUUGAGACGGACGGGCGGUAGCGUGCAGGGCGCGGUUGAAUAUUUACUCAGCCAUCCAUGAACAUUCCUUCCUUCUUCUGCUUCACUAUUGUGUCUUGCCUAUAUCCCCAGCAAAGCAAGAAUUGCGGGGCCUGCCAUUGUUCAUUAUACUUUAUGUAAUUUCGUUUCUUUUGUUUUCCGUCACGCUUCCAGCAUGUUGGUGAUGCCAACAAACCCGAGUUUUAAGAGAAAAAUGAAAGUUUUUCCAACUAUGAUUCAUUUGAUGUUCUAUUUUUCGUUCUACCUUUUUUUUUUUUUUUUUUUUUUUUUUUUUAAACUCUUGCUGUAAUGCCCUGUCAUCACCACCAUCUUCAUUUUCUUCCUUUACCAUCGCUUUCCCUAUGCUUUAGCCCUAAACCCCCCCCAUCUCUGCUGCCCUAAUCACUACAUCUCGUACCGUUCCGUUCCGUUCCUUGUUCCUCUGCUCAUACUGGUACCUGUAAUCCCUCAUUUUCCCAUGUUUUUAGAAACCAGAUUGUCAAGCUACGCAGGAAUUGCUUUUUUCCAUUUUAAAACCCUUCCUUAAUCGCCGUACUUCAAGUAGAUAAGUUUUGCUCUGUUUCUGAUCCUGCUCCUGCUCCUACCCUCUUCAUAGUGACCGGAGAAAGAGUACAUAUUUUGCUAUAAAAAAUAAAAUAUUAUAAGAAAUAGGAGAAAGGGAAAAAAAAGAAAAAAAAAAAAAAAAAAAAAAAAAAAAAAAAAAAAGAUAGAUAAAAACAUCCAUAAUCUUCUUCGCGUAUAUAUGUAUGUAGCUAGAACCCCUCUUCGGAUUUUGGUCCCCACCCCACCCUAGCAUCGGCGGCGAACAGAGCAUCAUUUCCUAUCUCUCCUAAGACAUAUGUUCAGAAAACACAACACCGCCACCAACAGAACAGGCUGUGAUUUGAAGAUCCAGUAUCCAGUCCCAGGAAAGGGAAAAACUUGUGAAUUUUCUCAAAACGUCUAAAUUGCUGCGUUCACGAUAUCCAGACAAGUGCAGGAAACUGAAAUGACUGGAAACCAAAUAUACUGAGGGCAUGUGUAUAGUAAAUUGACCUUAGUUAAAAACGGAGAAAAAAGGAGAAAAGGUUCAGAAUAUUGCUGCUGCUGCCGCAGUAAAAGUGUAGGAAGAUUCAAGGUUAUCUGUACUCCGUAAUGUAUUUAUGAUAAUCUAGGCUGAUGCAGGAGCAACUCCUACAAAAAGCUUAGCUAUGGAACAAUCCCAGAUGGCGUGAGGUCAAAUAUAACAAACUAGUGUGUAUGUACAUGUACAGAUGUACAGAGGUCGCUUUCAAAAGUUUUAUUAGCGCUAAGAAUUUAACUUGUAAUCCAGUUACCAACAUCCAUUCUCUCUCCUAACCAUAAUUCUGAGGGGGUGAAUGCCUGUGGUGCUUGAAU
Messenger RNA from Blastomyces gilchristii SLH14081, 3054 nucleotides. Its product is annotated as deubiquitination-protection protein dph1. Bases 257 to 1699 code for a protein of 480 amino acids. Gene Ontology annotation, cellular component: cytosol. Lineage: Eukaryota; Fungi; Ascomycota; Eurotiomycetes; Onygenales; Ajellomycetaceae. Gene Ontology annotation, biological process: ubiquitin-dependent protein catabolic process. The record is from RefSeq and is a predicted model, not a curated record. Gene Ontology annotation, molecular function: polyubiquitin modification-dependent protein binding. The transcript has 2 exons.